This is a messenger RNA of Opisthorchis viverrini, 333 nucleotides long. RefSeq lists its product as hypothetical. NCBI's taxonomy places the organism in Eukaryota, Metazoa, Platyhelminthes, Trematoda, Opisthorchiida, Opisthorchiidae. The record is from RefSeq and is a predicted model, not a curated record. The annotation marks the transcript as partial. The transcript has 3 exons.
AUGCAGGACGACAAGAUCGUCUCAGCCGUUAAUCAGGUUGUCGAGCUUUGCAGCAAAAUGGAGCUCAGACCUACUCCAUUGGCAACGACGUUACACAACUCAGUUCCGUUUUUGCAGAGUACACUCCUGUCUGUAAUCCACCGUCUCCCCAUGGGAAGCUGUCAAGAUUACGCACAAUACGGUUUAUUGCGUUGGGCCAAUAUCCAUAUGGAUAGUACGGCCCAACUUGCCAAACGUCGUGCUCGACGCCGGUUCUCUCUCGCUAUUCGGUCGUUGGCAAAAUAUUUUAUGCAAACUUUCUACAGCAAAUCCAUCAUUACCGUAGAAAUUGAA